AACUUGAACCCGGAGUCGGUUUGUCAGAACAAACAGCUGCUGAACUUUGGACGGCUGGUUUGAAGCCACAUGUGAGUUUUAUUUCGAGGUUCAACAGGAAAAGCAGCUGCUCUGAACUUUCUGCUCACCUCUGAGAAAACCGAGGAACAACUUCAGGAUGGCUGAGAGACGGGCGACGGCGAAGCCUGCAGCAGAACCGGACUUCCUGCAGUUCAACGACCUGGCCUGUGAGACGGUGGGAGGAAAGGUUAUUUUUGCCACAGAUGAAUGGUUUGCUCCGGCUAAAAACCUGCUGAAGCGAGAGCCUCCGCAGUUCAUCCCAUCUGCUUUCACAGAAUUUGGAAAGUGGAUGGACGGAUGGGAGACGAGGAGGAAGAGGAUCCCUGGUCACGACUGGUGCAUCAUUCAGCUGGGAGUGGCUGGUUUCAUUCAUGGACUCGAUGUCGACACGUCUUUCUUUACUGGGAACCACUCGCCUUACGUCUCCAUCCAAGCCACCUGCCUCGAUGAGCUGCCCCCGUUCACUCCCGGGGAAGAUCGGACCGGCAUGGCCGCCACUGGAGCUCAGAUCGCUGCUGUUGCCAAGCUGAGCUCAGAGGUUUGGCCAGAGCUGCUGGGCGAGUCGGCGCUGCAGCCUGGAUACGCAGACUGCUGUCACAACUACUUCAGGGUCAGCACCAAGAGGAGAGUCACGCACCUGCGCCUCAACAUGUAUCCAGAUGGAGGAAUAGCCAGACUCAAGGUGUUUGGUAUCGGCCAGAGGGAUUGGUCUUCCGUCCCGACCAACCAGGACGUCGACCUCGUAGCACUGACCAAUGGGGGAGUCUGCCUCGGCUACAGCGACGCCCACUUUGGACAUCCGCGCAACAUGAUUGGACUUGGUCGAGGCGCCAACAUGGCGGACGGAUGGGAAACGGCCCGCAGAUCAGACCGGCCCAAAACUCUGAAGGCAGACCAGCGGGGAAUCCUCCAGGUGCCUGGCUGGGAGUGGGCCGUGUUUCGUCUCGGUCGUCCUGGGCUGAUCGGCAGCAUUGAGGUGGACACCAACCAUUUCAAAGGUAAUUUCCCAGACUCCUGUCGGAUCGAAGCGUGUCUUUUAACCGCUGAAGACGAGGCGCGGUGCAUCCAAACCAGAUGGAACUCUGGGAAAUGGGAAGUGCUUCUUCCACCUCAGAAGCUCCGUCCUCAUCACAGGCAUCAAUACAGCAAAGCAGAGCUGAUGCUGAAUGGACCCGUCAGCCAUGUUCGGCUCAUCAUCGCUCCUGAUGGAGGCGUCAGCCGCCUCCGUCUGUGGGGUCAGCCCAUGUUGGUCCCCGGAGAUCCAGCCAAUCAGAACAGACCGCCAUCCAAACUGUGAUCCGUCACAUCACUGACCUCACCAUGUGGGAGGUCUGAGGAUCUUAUUUGGAAGAAAUUGUGUUGAUGAUCUAAAUUAAAAAGUUUAGAAAGUGAAUGGUUCUAAUAUAACAAACCCACAGACAACUUUCCCAGGUUUCCAGGGGAAAAGCAUGUGGUCGUCUCUCCAAGGUCCGUCUGUGUCCACAGAUAACGGUGUGGAGACAUCUGGACACAGACGACAGCCCUGCGUCUGUUGAAGUCAUUUUUAAACAGAAUCGCAGAAGUUGUUCUGUUUGGUUCUGAUGUUCUUCACUUUGAAUUUGUGAUUUUAUUAUUUCAAAGAGGAUCCGGUGCUGUGUCGACUUCCUGAAGGCCGAGUUUCAAGGUGUUAAAUUAUGACGACGAAUUUCCUUUAAAUCAUGUUUUAUAUGAACAACAUUUUUAUAACAACUGAAGGUAACAUAGUUACUUGACUGUGCUAUGAAAUGCCUGGAAAAUAUAUAACACCACCCCUUUAAGAAUGCUUGUUUUCUUCAAAUAAAAUGUCUACUUCAUUUCCACCCAACUAG
Xiphophorus couchianus (Monterrey platyfish) is the source of this 1907-nucleotide messenger RNA. RefSeq names its product allantoicase (gene allc). NCBI's taxonomy places the organism in Eukaryota, Metazoa, Chordata, Actinopteri, Cyprinodontiformes, Poeciliidae. The record is from RefSeq and is a predicted model, not a curated record. The transcript has 11 exons. Bases 158 to 1357 code for a protein of 399 amino acids. Gene Ontology annotation, molecular function: allantoicase activity. Gene Ontology annotation, biological process: allantoin catabolic process.